AUGGUUCUCCUUGCCUUGCUUGCAAGGUGGAUGAAGGAACAUGAGAAUGAAAUUGAAACUAUAGAAGAUGGUAACCCAGAUAUAGAUACUGAAGUGGCUUUUGGAAACAAUCCAAAUAUUGAUUGUACUGGUUCACUCGAUGAUACUCUGCCUAUUCUAACCCCAUAUGGAAACUAUUGCCAGGUGAUGAAUAUUUCUGAUGAAGAUAAUGAAGAAUCUGAUCAGAAUAUUAUGGAUCAUGAACAAGUAAUCAUACCAACAAUUCAGAGUCAAAGAAGUUUACAAGAAUUGUUGAGUGAGUUUAUUCAGAGUGUUCAGGUUGAUGAUGUCAGCACUGUUAUCAUUCGAAGAUCUAAAAUCCUGAGAACUACUCUAAAAGCCAUUAGUAAGAAUGGGUUUAAUAUAAGAGGAAAGCUUUUUGUGGAGUUCAGUGGGGAGGAUGCUCAUGAUGACGGUGGACCACGGAGAGAAUUUCUAAGGUUGUUAAUGCAGGAAGUUGGUGCUAGUAUGGGGAUUUUUGAAGGGGACCAGUUAACCAGAGUUUUCAGCCACAAUGUACGCCUAAUCAGUGAUAUGAUGUAUUUCAAGGGUGGACAACUUGUUGCCAUGUCAUUGCUAAAUGGAGGUCCUGGUCUUCAGUGUAUGGCUGAUUCGGUUUACAACUACAUGAUUGGUAUUGAACCGGGAAAUCUCACAAUUGACUUGAUUCCAGAUAGUGAUAUGAGAGUUAGGGUACAAGAGCUUCAGAAAUGUUCCACUUCAAUUGAAUUAAAUAAGUUUAUUGAGCAAAAUGGUGACUGGAUUGCGGAUAAUGGAUAUCCUGAUAUCUUCACCAGUGAUAUCAAAGAUGUUGAAGAAAUUUGCCAUUUUCUUCUGUUACAACUAAUUUUGUUCAGAUCUAAAGCUGAAAUGGAUCAGUUUUUCUGUGGCCUGAAUGAUGUUGGAGGCCUGGGUCAGAUUAUAAAAGAAAACCCUGAUCAGUUCAGGGACCUGUUCAUUGAUCGGGGAAAAACGACUUUGCCGAAAGGACAUAAAGAGCCUGUACCAAAUUGA
Messenger RNA from Saccoglossus kowalevskii, 1053 nucleotides. RefSeq lists its product as uncharacterized. The record is from RefSeq and is a predicted model, not a curated record. NCBI's taxonomy places the organism in Eukaryota, Metazoa, Hemichordata, Enteropneusta, Harrimaniidae.